Astyanax mexicanus (Mexican tetra) is the source of this 2303-nucleotide messenger RNA. It is a transcript of the gene acbd5b, whose product is annotated as acyl-CoA binding domain containing 5b. Gene Ontology annotation, molecular function: fatty-acyl-CoA binding. The record is from RefSeq and is a predicted model, not a curated record. Lineage: Eukaryota; Metazoa; Chordata; Actinopteri; Characiformes; Acestrorhamphidae. The transcript is spliced from 13 exons. Gene Ontology annotation, cellular component: peroxisome. Bases 270 to 1559 code for a protein of 429 amino acids. Gene Ontology annotation, biological process: autophagy of peroxisome; fatty acid metabolic process.
AAGAUACAGUUACCUAAAGUAAUGUAACGUUUUAUUAAUAGCCUGUUGUAAUCUGGAUUUGUGCAACCGCACAGCAUUGUGGGUCUUGUAGGAAAGACGCUCCCAGUUUUCUCUUGCUUUUAGGAGAUUGACGGUAGAUGUAAACUACAUUUCCCAAGAGGCCUUUUGCUUUAAUGCAAGUUACGCUGUCCAGAGACCGGCUUUGCAUUAAAUGGGCGGCGUGCGGAAGAAACGCCUUGUAACUGGUAACUGGUAACAAUCAGCUGGAAAUGGAAAAUGACGAUAAAUCUAUUGAUGAGAGAAGAUUUGAAGCAGCUGUUAAAGUGAUGAGGAAACUGCCUGAAGAUGGAACAUUUGAACCAUCUGAUGAGAUGCUGGCACUGUUUUACAGUUACUAUAAGCAGGCGACCGUAGGGCCGUGUAAUACAACCAAACCCAACGCAUGGGACUCAAUUGGUAAAGCCAAAUGGGAAGCAUGGAAAGCAUUAGGAGAAAUGACGAAGGAGCAAGCCAUGAAGGAGUACAUUCAGGAGAUCCAGCUGAUAUUGGAAAUGAUACCAGUUACAGAAGAAAUGGUGGAUUUGAUGGAUGAGCUGGAUCCAUUUUAUGAAGUAGUGGAAGACGAGGACGAUGACGUCAACAGCAACCCUGCAACACUGGCAAUCGAAGCAGGGAUGAGUUGGGAUGAAGAACCAGAGAACAAUGCAGGUUGGGCCAGUUCUUUGGAAGAUGAAGAUGAAGAGGAUGGAGUGGAGCUGGAGGACAGCAGUGAAGGUGGAGUAGGGAAGGACGAGAGAGUACCGCCGGCGCUGUGUAACGGAAGUGCAGAGGUUUCCUCUCUGACCAACGACACACACAGCUCCCUGAACACAGAGCAGGAAGAGGAGGAGCUAGCCUGCAGCACAGAGAACUCAAGCCAGGACCCUCAGGAUGUUUAUCCCUGCACCGACUACAUCAGCGAUGAAGUCCCUGAGUGUGAAGUUAGCAGUGACUCAGUGGAAUGUGCAACACCUCAAGAGGGUUUAAGGGUUUCCAGGGGCCGGUUGGCAGGGCCCGAGGCAUUUGGAGCCAGAAGACUGGAGGAUCCCAGAGGAAGCCAGGAUGCAAAACGGCAGGAGACCCUCCUCCCCAUCCCUGUGGCAGCUGGGCCAGUCCAGUCUGAGAGAGACUCAGUGGACAGAGGAAGGGAUGAACAUCAUUUAGGUGGAUCUCAAAUCGUAGAUGCUGUUGGGAAAACACUGAAAGGUCAUGAAGUCCCGCAGUGUGUAGAGAAAACCAAACACCGUGUGAACACACAGAUCACCUCAGCAUUAUCACGGCUACAGGAUGACAUGCAGAACGUGCUGCAGAGACUGAACACACUAGAAGCUCUGACUGCAGCUCAGGAUGAAGCUUUUCCUCCUGAACAAGACCCUCAUUCAGCUUCAGUAAAAAAGCGAUUUCCCUGGUGGCCUCAGGACACGUCUCCUGUAACUGUAGCUCUGGCUCUUAUCUGGCCUUUUGCUGUGAACUGGCUGGUGCAGAUUUAUCUUCAGAGGAAGAGGAGGAGGAUAAAAUGAAGACGAUGCUGUGAACGUAUCCGAAUUCAGGUGGAGCCCUCAGUGACAAUCAGCCUCUUUCUACAGUAUUUAUAAUAUUACAGUGUAAAAAUGUAUUAAAGAUACAUAUACAGAUUAGCAUAAAUAAGUUAAAAAUAACAAUAAUUCUCAUUUUAAUAAAGUGGCUAAGAACUAGAGUUCGUUUAAAGAACAAAGCUUGGUUCAGUUCCAUCACCUGUAUACUGAUAAACCCUAAAACACUGAUUUAUUAAACCAAGUGUUGGUUUAGUGAGUGGAGGAUAACCACAGCGAAUACACUCAUGAGUUGAGUUUUGGAGAUGUUAUAUAUGUUAUAUAUAUUAUAAAACAAAUGUAUAUAUGGAUUAAUUGUAUUAUAUUCUAUUAUAAAUAAACACUCACUGCCCAGAUAAGAAUCUUAUAAUAUUUUAUUAUAAGCAGUAAAGUUUAUUCUUUGUACAUUUAUUAAUAUGUUUAUUUAUGUUAUGUAUUAUUAAGUGCAGAUGAUAUAUUGUGUUUAAAAUCUGCAUAGUUAGAAAUAUAUCUAAAUUUAUUUCUAAGCACUUUAUUUAUGUUGCAGUAAAAUUACUUUAUCCUGAAUAAAUAUUUGUGAGGUUUUUUUUUUGGUAAUGAAAUAAAUAUUUGGUGCAAUUAAACUUCACACCUUGCAUUGUUUUUUUUUUCUACAUUUUUGACCUGUUAAGGAAAACAUUGUUGACAUGUCUCUCCAAACCAUCACAGACCAUC